AUGGCCGGAAAGCACUGCCGGAGGUUGGGCGACGGCGAUCGUCACGCUUCUGCUCAUCUCCUGGCAGCUCCUCCGACUCCUAUCUUCCCGGAGGAUCCCGAGGGCCUCCACCGCUCGGGCUUCGUUGGAAGACUCGACGUUGACGGAGAGUUCGGAAGGAGUCGAUUCUGCGUUCAAAAAGAGUUUUUUUUUCCCCCGGUUAUCCAAACUCUGUAUGGAUCUUGUUGCAGGGUAUCUCAGAUCAUAUCCGAUGAUGAUUUGAGAGACUUGAUUAUUAGCUUGGACGAGAAUCUCGAACGGGACGAUAGAUGGGAACAUGUGAUUGAAAAAAACAAUGAUCUUGUGUCUUACAAAGCCAUCUGCUACAGGCCAAAAGAAGGACCAUUGAAAUAUCAUAGUGUUACAACAUUUGCGAACUGUACCACGGAACUUCUUAGAGAUUUCUAUAUGGAUAAUGAAUACAGAAAAGUGUGGGACAAGAUUCUAAUCCAGCAUAAGCAGCUACAGGUCGAUGAAAAUAGUGGGAUGGAGAUCGGGUGUUCAGUAAAGAAAUUCCCUCUCCUUACACCAAGAGAAUAUGUAUUAGCUUGGCGAAUCUGGGAAGGAAAAGACAAAACCUUCUAUUGUCUUAUUAAGGAUUGUGAGCAUCCUCUAGCUCCACAUCAAAAGAAAUAUGUACGGGUUCAUUUUUACAAAUCGGGUUGGUGUAUAAGAAAAGUUCCUGGUAGGGAUGCCUGUGAGAUAACAGUGGUGCAUCAAGAAGAUUCUGGUCUCAAUGCUGAGAUGGCAAAACUAACGUUUGCCAAAGGAAUAUGGAGCUUUGUGUGUAAGACAAACAGUGCAUUGCGUGAAUACCCCUCUCAUCCCAGUCGUGCAGUAUUUGUCCCUGCUCUUCUUCGACUUAUUAAAAAGGUGCCAUCAGAUUUCGAGGCUGACAUCCAGACUAGUACCCAUGAAAUUACAGAGAACUCAAGCAAUGACCAUGGAAGACAAAGCAAGGUGGAUGUUCCUGAUAAGAAACCGAUAAGUGCGACAACAAAGUGGAUAGCAAAUGGGCUUCUGAUUGUUGGCGGCAUUCUUUUCCUUUCGCGAGGUCGCACUACUAUUGCCACUCAGCUAGCCGCCGUGUGCAUGCUGAAUAAGUUUAUGCAUCGUGGGGAGUUGGACCAGGUUGAUCAUAACAGGUUCAGACCAUAUAAGCGGAAAGUCAGACAUAUUGGUUUAGUUUCACUGAUCGUUGAUGAAGCUUCUGGGGCCUGACCAGCCUUGCCAGUCUCAGAUUGCUACUGCAUUAACAUUCAUGUGUUCUUUCUUAUCAUCAUCAAAAUAUAUAUAUAUAUAUAUAUAAUUUUGGCAUAAUGUACACAAUUUUGGCAAUAAUGUACAGAGAAAGAAAGCAGUUUAUUUA
This is a messenger RNA of Zingiber officinale, 1408 nucleotides long. RefSeq lists its product as uncharacterized. Lineage: Eukaryota; Viridiplantae; Streptophyta; Magnoliopsida; Zingiberales; Zingiberaceae. The coding region runs from base 1 to 1260 and encodes 419 amino acids. Gene Ontology annotation, molecular function: lipid binding. The record is from RefSeq and is a predicted model, not a curated record. The transcript has 6 exons.